AAAUUGCUAGCUUCCUGGCAAUCUGGCAACGCCUCUUUAAUACCGUUUAUCUGGCUCAACUAAAAACAUUUCAGACAUUUUGGCGCACACAGAUGGCGAUUUGAUUAAUUUUUUAUGUUUAAUGUAUAGCAUUUUAACGAAAUGAACUUUGAUCAGGUAAAUGUACCAAGAAAACUGGUGCCAGCCAACUAUUUACAGCUUGGACUGGAAGCACAACGGAGUAAGCAGCGCAGUUUUAAGGAGCUCGUUGAAAAGAGAAAACUGCCGGAAAAUGGUUGGGCCGAUGAGCAAAUUGAGGAGUUGGUUUAUCAGCUAUCAGCCUUGGAUAGCAACAACUUUCCGCACAAGGUCGGACUGGGUGAACGGGAGGCACGAAUAGCUUGCAGACUCGUGGCCCGGCGACACUAUAAUUUUGGUCACGGAAUCGGUCGCUCUGGAGAUUUACUGGAGGCGCAGCCAAAGGCAGCUGGUUCCACUUUGCUGGCCCGCCUCACCAAUGCCCUGAUCCUGGAUCUAAUGCGGGCAAUUGGAGUGCCCAGCUGUGCCGGCUGCUUUCUGGUGCCGAUGUGCACCGGCAUGACCAUAACCCUGUGCUUGCAAAGCCUACGAAAGAGACGGCCCGGGGCGAAGUACGUACUAUGGUCCCGAAUCGAUCAAAAGUCCUGCUUCAAGGCUAUCACAGCGGCCGGCUUGGAGCCGGUAGUCAUCCCCUGCCAGAUUCAAGGAGAGUCCCUGCAUACGAACAUUAGUUCAUUCCGGGACACAAUCAAGGCGCUUGGUGUGGAAAACAUCCUUUGCCUGUACACCACCACCAGUUGCUUUGCCCCCCGCAACAGCGAUGACAUCUACGAAGUGUCCAAGCUGUCACAAGAGUGGGAUCUUCCUCACCUGGUCAACAAUGCUUACGGAUUGCAGUCAGUAGACAUCGUUCGUCAGUUGGAGCGGGCCCAUCGAGUCGGGCGCAUUGAUUACUUCGUUCAAAGCAGCGACAAGAAUCUAUUGGUGCCCGUGGGUGGAGCCAUUGUGGCCAGCUUCAAUGAGAGCCUGCUCCAUGAUGUUGCCAGCACUUACGCGGGGAGAGCCAGUGGUUCCCAGUCCCUGGACGUCUUUAUGACGCUGCUCUCGCUGGGGCUCAAUGGGUAUCAAUCGCUCAUCAAGCAGCGGAACGAUAAUUUUAUUUACCUCAGAGAAAACCUUAAGAAAUUCGCACAGAGCCGUGGUGAAGUGGUCAUCGACAGCAGGUCUAACUCCAUAUCCUUGGCAAUAACAUUGGGAACGAUUGCUGCGGAUCGGAUGGAAAGCAUCACCCAACUUGGAUCCAUGCUGCACCAGCGUGGAGUUUCUGGAACAAGGGUAGUAGUUCCCGGGCAAAUCAAAACCAUUGAUGGACAUGAGUUUUUGGAUUUCGGCUCCCAUCGGAGCGAUCUUAAGGUGCCCUAUCUAACUGUGGCGUCUGCCUUAGGAGUAACUCGAAUAGAAAUCGACAAAUUCUUUGAUAUCUUUGGAAAGUGCUGGCACCAGCUAGGUCAAAAAAAAGAGAGUAAAACCAUUUUAACCGACAAAGAAUUGCAUUAAUUAACAUAUGUAUGUAACUAUUGUAUAAAAUCGACGAAAAAAUA
Messenger RNA from Drosophila gunungcola (fruit fly), 1619 nucleotides. Its product is annotated as O-phosphoseryl-tRNA(Sec) selenium transferase. The transcript has 4 exons. Gene Ontology annotation, molecular function: O-phosphoseryl-tRNA(Sec) selenium transferase activity; tRNA binding. Gene Ontology annotation, biological process: selenocysteine incorporation; conversion of seryl-tRNAsec to selenocys-tRNAsec. Bases 142 to 1575 code for a protein of 477 amino acids. The record is from RefSeq and is a predicted model, not a curated record. Lineage: Eukaryota; Metazoa; Arthropoda; Insecta; Diptera; Drosophilidae.